Molecule: messenger RNA, 963 nt
Organism: Rhipicephalus sanguineus (brown dog tick)
Lineage: Eukaryota; Metazoa; Arthropoda; Arachnida; Ixodida; Ixodidae
Product: lactosylceramide 4-alpha-galactosyltransferase
Exons: 3
Coding region: 1-915 (304 amino acids)
Biological process (GO): glycosphingolipid biosynthetic process
Molecular function (GO): hexosyltransferase activity
Source: RefSeq, a predicted model, not a curated record
AUGGUCUAUCCAGGAGACACAGGACGCGUGGACGAGACCGGGCGAGCGUCGCGCGUAUUUUUCCUGGAGACCGGGUACCCUCUAGAGGUCACCGGUCGCUUCUCGUGCGCCAUCGAGUCGGUGGCCAAACAUCACCCCCGUUGGAGCGUGAACGUGCUCGCCGCGAUGGACGCAGCGAACGGCACCGACUCGUGGCUGGACGGGCCUUUCAAGCGCAUGCUGGGCAGUCUCCCCAACGUGGCUUUUGGCAACGUGCAGGUUGCCGAUGUCCUGCGCGGCACGCCUCUGGAAUCCUGGAGCGUGGCGGACCACCUCAAAGGCGGCACCAAAUUCAACGAGGUCUUGUCAAACGUGUUGCGCCUGGCACUUCUCUACAAGCGAGGCGGCGUCUACCUCGACAAGGACACCAUCGUCAUGCGGCCGCUCUACGGGUUCCGCUCCUGCCUCUCGCAGACGGCGCUGCGCAAGGGGGACGCCGUGGGCAACAGCUUCCUGUUCUUCAAAGCGGGCCAUCCUUUCCUGCGAGACGCGAUGGAGCACAUAGCCAGCGAACACCACCAGGAGAAGCUCAAGACGUCCCUCGGGCCUUCGCUGCUGCACUACGUACUCCUGGAGCGCUGCGGCGUCGAUAGCGUGGCGCCGCUGGCCACCGAGGGUCGGCCGUGCCGGGACGUGCUCGUGCUGCCGUGGCACGUGCUGAUGCCCGUCCCGUGGACGGCCUGGAACAUGCUGUUCGACGCCGCCGACACGAACUCCUCGUGGUGGGAGGCGUGCCGGGACAGCCACGCCAUGUGCCUCUACGGCAAGAUGAGCGGCCGCAGAAGGGCCGAGAGGAACUCGCCUUACUGGCGCGCCGCGAAGGACCACUGUCCGCGAUCGCUGAACAUGUCCGCUGAUCUGGACGGACGGUUCUGACACGCCAGUUGCCACUCGCUCGAAGAACUCCUCUCUAUAGACUGUAGU